Molecule: messenger RNA, 1731 nt
Organism: Adineta ricciae
Lineage: Eukaryota; Metazoa; Rotifera; Eurotatoria; Adinetida; Adinetidae
Source: the annotation of a GenBank genome assembly
AUGGCUUCUUCGUUAGAAAUCGAAUUGAAAAAUCUUUUUUAUCCUCUUACUUCGAUCGCAAUGGCGACUACUCUUCAACAACUAGAUCGUAAAAUAAAUAAGUUCGUUCCUCGUCGUAUCCAUCACAUCACACAUAUAUUAAAUCGUAUUUUCGAAACAAAAUUUUCAGUCGAGCAAAUACAAAUUCGUCUCGAGAAUUGGAAAGUGACUUGUCCGAUGUAUAAAGAUUAUAUUGGAGGAAAAUCUUGCGAAGAAAUUAAUAGACAAAUUAAAGACUAUUGUUCUACUCAAUACGAAAAUUGUUCAUCAUCCCUUCUUAACAGUUUCAUACCUUUACUUACUCACUGUAUUAAUCGUGAUUGUUCGAAGAAUGCAUUAAAUAAUCCAGUUGCUCAUCAUGACGUUACUAUUUUCUGUUCGGGUGAAAGACUAAAAAAAGGAACAGUUUAUUUUAAGAAAUGCUCGAAAUGUAGCUACAAGUAUUUCUACAACUAUUACCUCCGUCCGGAUGGUCAGAAGAUGUUAACUAUACGUCCUGAUGACGAAAUUUUUAUCGUUUUUUCGAAUUAUGGAUAUGAAAAACGUUUUCUCAUACAAAUUGACAGUGACAUUUUGUUUAAGCAUUCUGGUUUUUCGAACUGCGCUAAUGCUUUUAAUUAUCUAAAUUCCAAAUUUGAAAAAAAAGAAGGCGAGACUGUCAACCGCUUUCAUCUUCAGAAAACAUGGUUUCUUUGGCGUCUUGGUCAGUUUUGUCAAGGGGAAAAUUAUCGAAUGCCUGUUCCAGAUCAACAAGACUUUCAGGAAAUGCUUCUCGAAAUAUUACCGACUAUUAAACAAUUAUUUACCAGAAAAUGGGGUAAAAAAAACUAUCAUAUCUAUUGUAAAGGACCAUGUAGUGCUACUCUCGUACUCGAUGGACAUCAGAAAGCAACACGAAGAGUUUGCGCUGUCAAAAAUAUAUCUGUUCCUAGUAUCGAUGGAUCUAUUCGUGAUGUUAAAGUUGGAUGUUCGGCUACGCCCGCUUUUAAACAGAAAAAAUGUCGAGAACAUUUAUUAACGAAUGAUAGUGAUGAUAAUGAUAAACCAGAACAUAUAAACAUACAACUCCCUCGAAAACGUCAUUAUCUAAGACGAAAAAGAAAACACCAAAAUUCUCGAUUUCAUCUUCGCUGUAAGACACUAAAAUCGUUACAAUAUAAACGUAUCCUACAUCGUACAUCUGGUAUUAUAGCUGCAGCGUAUAAUUGUGGAUUUGUUUGUAGUGUAUACGAGUUAUUUGGGUGUGAAUCCGUCACGCAAGUUUGCAAUUUUCUUCUUUACAUGUAUCAAAAUAUAGAAAAUUUUCCUGAUAUUUUAAUUUACGACGAUGCGUGCCAUCUGAAGCUUUUCAUCGAAAACUCUAAUAAUUUUGUCAAAAUCACUCGUGCUAAGCAAAAGUUGGAUAAAUUGAAAAUUUUUUGUGACAAAUUACACUAUAGAAAUCAUGUAGAUCCAUGGUGCCGCAUCAAUACAAAUCCUUAUAAAGAUCCAGUUGCAAAUACCACUAAUACCGAAGUUUGUGAACAGAUAUUUGCUUGGUUAGCACAAUAUAAAAAUAUUGUUAGAGGUUUUAAUGAAUCAACAUUUUUAAUAUAUAUUUGCCUGUUGUGCGAUUUGUACAACAGUAACAAAUAUGAUAACCUACGAACUGAAUAUCUUUUAUCUCGUGCGCAAACAACUAAUAUUUCUUAG